GGACAAGCCAUAAAUAAAAAGGCCCAGUGUUUAGCAUCUUUUCCCAAUAUUUUGCAUCAAAACCUUUGAUCUUCUUGUUGGUCAUUGGUCGGUAUCUGGCGAGACAUUUACCAGUGUUUCCCUACUGCUUAAAUCUUGCGAUCUGCCCUCCAUCGAUUUAUUAUUAUCAUUUACUGGACCAUACGCGACAUUUAUACCCAACCGACACUAAAAAGUAUAUGACAUGGUCGAACAAGUCAAAAAGGCCAACUACACGUUGGUCGUCGCAUUAUGUCUGUUUGCCUCAAUGGGCGGGUUUCUUUUUGGAUAUGACACUGGUACGAUUGGCGGCCUCUUGAAUAUGCAAAACUUCAAGGAACACUUUGGGAGCUAUAGUCCCGCAUCCGGUUAUUACUUUAGCAACGUUCGAACAGGUCUCAUUGUUGCUGUCGUCUCAAUUGGUUGUUGCAUCGGAUGUCUUGUUUCGGGAAAUAUGGCGGAUCGGAUCGGUCGACGUGGAUCCAUCAUUGUUUGGACCGUCGUAUACGCCAUUGGUAUCGUGAUUCAAAUAUCUGCUUCUUGGGCUUGGUAUCAGAUCAUGAUUGGAAGGAUCAUUGCGGGCGGAGGUAUCGGUGCUUUAUCGACGCUUGUUCCAAUGUAUCAGUCCGAAACGUGUCCAAAGCAAUUGAGAGGCAUCCUCGUCAGUUCCUUCCAACUGUUCAUUACACUGGGCAUCUUGAUUGGCUACUGCGUCGUAAAGGCGACAGAAGGCCAAGCGUCUACGAGUGCAUGGCGAAUCCCUCUUGGAAUUUGCUUCAUCUGGGCCGGCGUACUUGGUAUAGGCAUGGUGUUCAUGCCCGAGUCCCCUCGAUACCUGUUGAAGCAAGGUGAUCAGUCUGCAUCUACCAAUUCUCUGGCCAAGAUCUACGCCACAAGCCCAGAUGAUCCGUUGAUCCAAGAAGAGGUGAAAGAAAUUGCUGAAGGCAUCGAACGAGAAGAGGCUGAAGGCACUGCAUCAUGGGGCGAGUGCUUCACAGGAAAACCGAAAAUGUUCCGUCGAUUACUUAUCGGACUGGGAGUAAUGAUCCUCCAACAACUGACCGGCGCCAACUUUUUCUUUUACUAUGGAAACUCCAUCUUCCAGUCGGUCGGAAUAGAUGACUCGUACAUCACCGCCAUUAUCCUCGGCGCAGUCAACUUUGUCUCGACAAUACCCGCAUUAUUCCUUGUACAAUAUUUCGGUCGCCGCAUUCUCCUCAUCGUCGGGGCGGUCUGGAUGUUCAUAUGGUUCAUGGUCUUCGCAUCGAUGGGAACCUUCCAUGACUCCAGCGACGCAAAUGUCGGCCGAGUCAUGAUUGCUGCGGCUUGUAUGUUCAUCUUGGGCUUUGCCACGACCUGGGCACCAUUGGCAUGGGUCAUUGUCGCUGAAACCUAUCCCAUCCGCGUCCGAUCAAAAGCGAUGGGAAUUGCAACCAGCGGAAACUGGAUGAUGAACUUUUUGAUCUCCUUCUUUACGCCGUUCAUCACAUCCGCGAUUGGAUAUAGAUAUGGAUACGUUUUUGCGGCCUGCUGUCUAUUCGCUGCAUUCUUUGUCUUUUUCUUGGUGCCUGAGACCAAGGGACGGAGUUUGGAGGAAGUUGAUGAGUUGUACGCGGCUGGAGUGCCGGCAUGGCGGAGUGCCAACUGGGACCCCCAAACGGGUCCUCAUGGCAAAAAUAACGGACUGGAGUUUCAGCAUAAGGAGGUGGUGCGGGGAGAUAGUGCUGCAACAGUAUAAUAACGCGAGACUGUUUUGGCGGCCCGAAUACUGACACAGCAAUCUUCUGUUUUUCUACUAGAUAUAUAAUAUGUAAUAUGCGCUUCCUCCUAUCUGCAACUCUUGAUCAGAAAUGCACAACACUUCUCUAGGUACUUCGGGACCAUGAACCAUGAGAGCCCAAUCAUGUCUUGGUUUACAGUUGCAGUUUAUAGCGAUUGACUAAAUCAAACAAUGCAUCUAUCCUACUCUAUAAUCAUGUUAAAUAAUGAACAAGUGCCCUGA
Molecule: messenger RNA, 2020 nt
Organism: Spizellomyces punctatus DAOM BR117
Lineage: Eukaryota; Fungi; Chytridiomycota; Chytridiomycetes; Spizellomycetales; Spizellomycetaceae
Product: sugar porter (SP) family MFS transporter
Exons: 3
Coding region: 224-1756 (510 amino acids)
Biological process (GO): transmembrane transport; carbohydrate transport
Cellular component (GO): plasma membrane
Molecular function (GO): carbohydrate:proton symporter activity
Source: RefSeq, a predicted model, not a curated record